GGCCGCGCGCGCGGGAGGGUCUCUGCAGCCGUAGCGGGUCCGCGCGCCACACCAUGCCAGCGGCGGCGUAGGGCCUGCCCGGCCAAGCAUGGACUUUCAGAGCGCCAUGGAGACGUUCGCGGAAGCUUGGGUGGCGGCCAACACCAAGGGCGGCGGUCUGGGAGACGGGUGCGCUCAGACGCAGGCCAUGGCGCUGACGAGGAACUGCCGCACGCCGACGCCUCCGCCGCCCCCGCCGCCGCCGCACGCCGAGGCGCCCGCCCCCGCAGACAGCUCGUCGCGCGACGCCGCCCCCUCCAAGGAAGGCUGCGGCAAGUCGCUGCCCGUGCACUGCGUGGUGGAGGCGGUGUCCACGCUGGACGACAGCCAGUGCGCGUGGCGGCUCCGCCCGGCCGUCGAGACGGACAGCUACGUCAUCAUCCCGGCCGGCACGGCGUUCCACGACCUGGUGCGAGUGGUGCUGCAGCGACUGGGGUACCCGCGCGACGCCGCGUCAGCCUCCAAAGGCUCGGUGAUCAUAAAGAACUGGAAGCCGCUGAGCUUCGACAAGAUAGCAGACGCGCCGUCGGCGACUGUUGGCGACAUCCUGGGGGAGCUGACCACAGUAGCGACCCUGAGGAUACAACUGUACCGUGCUCGGCCAUCAGUACUCUCAGAAAUAAAAGAAAAACUUCUCCGAUUGUUGAUCUCGAAGUCACACAAUCUUCUUCUAUCUUCUGGCUGUCCAUUAGACGAAGCUACGCUGUCGCAGCUGUGCCGCGGCGCGCCGCAGCCCCUGGCGGAGCCCUCGGAGGACUGCCGCCGCAGGUUCGAGCAGUGGUGGGGCGCCCAGGCGGCGCAGCAGCCCCCCAGACCGGAGCUCAGCCCUCAGCGCGCCUCGCCGGCCAAGUGUCCCGAGCGCCCCGUCGGGUCUGGGACGACCGACCCUGUCCACCCGGCCCUGCAGACGGUGCAGAGCCAGUACCCCACGCAGAAGACCCGCAUGAGGACCAGCUUCGACCCCGAGCUGGAGCUGCCCAAGUUGCAGCGCUGGUUCUCCGAGAACCAACACCCCAGCAGACAGCAGAUCCACCACUACGUGAAGGAGCUGAACGGGCUGGAGUCGCGGCGAGGCAGGAAGCCCUUGGACGUGAACAACGUGGUGUACUGGUUCAAAAACGCGCGCGCCGCGCAGAAGCGGGCGGAGCUGCGUAGCGUCGGGCCAGGCAUGGGCUGCCCGCUGUCGCUGAACGGCUACAGCAGCAACAGCCACAGCCCGCCGCAGCCCGUGGGCCUGCUGCUCGGCCCGGCCCACCAGCAGCACGCGCGCAGCCCCGGCCGCGGCUACCCGCCCUCCGACACCUCGGAGCCCGAGCCCGCCGACGAGGAGCCGCUCCCUGCGCGGCCGCGCGACUACCGCGACUACCGCGACUACCGCGACCCGCGCGAGGAGCUGCGCACCUCGCAGGCCGCCGACGGCCGCUACUCGGCCAGUCCGUCGGCGCCGCUGUCGCUCACCACCGGGGACAAGGAGGGCGAGAGGGCGUCGCCGGCGCCCAAGGAGAGGAGCCGGCGGCAAGACGUGGCCGACGACAGGACGAAUGGCAACGAGGUGGCCGACGAGGAACCAGGGAGGUCGAGGUUUCCCAGCCCCGAGGCCCCGCUGUCGCUGGCGCUCAAUGGCAAGGACCGGCCACCGUCACCCCUCAGCCAGCACCUGCCCAUGGUGGAUGGAAUCAAGCAGGAACCACCAGACACAUCACCGAGUCUAGCAACUGCUAACUACAGCAAUAACUUAACGAAGCCCGACGACGAAAAUGUGUCGGAAAUGGAAGACGAUGAUGACGAAGAAGCUGAAGAUUUGGACGAUAAACAGAAAGAAACCAUGGAUGGAGAAGAAGAAUCUGGCAUGGGCGCCGCGCGUUUGGAGGAGCGCCUGCGCGCGUACCGCAGCCCCAGCCCGCGCGGAUUGGCCGGCGAGCCGCCUGACCUUGAGCGACUGGCGGCUGGGUUCCCGCUGGUGCCCAACUCCAUGUUCUCGCACUCCAUCAUGUACAUGAGCCACUACAUCCCUGGCCUGGCGCACCAGCACCGCGGCCCGCCGGCCUCAGUGUCCGGCGCUGCGCCGCACGCGGGACUGAACCUGUCGGCCGCGCUAGCCGACGAGCGCCGCAAGCGAAACCGCACCUUCAUCGACCCCGUGACGGAGGUCCCCCGGCUCGAGCAGUGGUUCGCCCUCAACACGCACCCGUCGCACAACCUCAUCCUCAAGUACACGGACGAGCUUAACCGCAUGCCCUACCGCCAGAAGUUCCCGCGCCUCGAGCCCAAGAACGUGCAGUUCUGGUUCAAGAACAGGCGCGCCAAGUGCAAGCGCCUCAAGAUGUCGCUGUUCGAGGCCGGAGGCCAGGCAAACCACCAUCUGCAGCAGCUGCCCUACCACCGGGGGCAGUCUCCCGGGGGAGACCCGCUGCGAGGGGGCGACUAGCGCACGUGCAGCACCCUGCUGCUCCACUAGCCCUGGCGCUCCUCUGCAGCAGCUGCCCUACCACCGGGGGCAGUCGCCCGGGGGAGACCCGCUGCGAGGGGGCGACUAGCGCACGUGCAGCACCCUGCUGCUCUACUAGCCCUGGCGCUCCUCUGCAGCAGCUGCCCUACCACCGGGGGCAGUCGCCCGGGGGAGACCCGCUGCGAGGGGGCGACUAGCGCACGUGCAGCACCCUGCUGCUCUACUAGCCCUGGCGCUCCUCUGCAGCAGCUGCCCUACCACCGGGGGCAGUCGCCCGGGGGAGACCCGCUGCGAGGGGGCGACUAGCGCACGUGCAGCACCCUGCUGCUCUACUAGCCCUGGCGCUCCUCUGCAGCAGCUGCCCUACCACCGGGGGCAGUCGCCCGGGGGAGACCCGCUGCGAGGGGGCGACUAGCGCACGUGCAGCACCCUGCUGCUCUACUAGCCCUGGCGCUCCUCUGCAGCAGCUGCCCUACCACCGGGGGCAGUCGCCCGGGGGAGACCCGCUGCGAGGGGGCGACUAGCGCACGUGCAGCACCCUGCUGCUCUACUAGCCCUGGCGCUCCUCUGCAGCAGCUGCCCUACCACCGGGGGCAGUCGCCCGGGGGAGACCCGCUGCGAGGGGGCGACUAGCGCACGUGCAGCACCCUGCUGCUCUACUAGCCCUGGCGCUCCUCUGCAGCAGCUGCCCUACCACCGGGGGCAGUCGCCCGGGGGAGACCCGCUGCGAGGGGGCGACUAGCGCACGUGCAGCACCCUGCUACUCCACUAGCCCUGUCGCUGCUCUGCAGCAACCACCAGACCAUGGGCUGCAGUUUAUUGGCUAUCGUAUUCCCUUAUGGCUUAAUUUCACAGAUAUGAAACUUCCAACAUAAAGUGCAGCCAACUGACAGCUGGCCAGUUUCCAAGAACGUGCCCGACUCUGAAUGCUCUACUGCUAAUAAUAUACCCUGUAAAAUGAUAGUUCGUUAUGAAUAAGUAAUUAUAAAGAAUGUGCAUUUCUUGCGGGUCAGAGACUUCUUAGGCAGAAUGCACAGUCCCUCUCCAUCGUUUGUAACUCUGUAUGUGGGAUUGAGAUGUUUUAAAGAUGUUACAUAUAAUACAUAUUUUUUUCACUAGCGCUGGUUUACCAAUGAUUCAGAAUCCUUUUCAUGGCAUGUGAUAUAGUCCUUGUCAUAAUUUAGGAGACUUAAAAAUAUAUGUGUUUCUGGUUUAAUUUUUUUUUUAAUUAAUGUUCUUUGUUGGCAACAAAAUAUGUUUGCCGUAAUCAUGACAUAUUUUGCGUUGGGCAGAAAAUUUUGUUCUCAAGUGUAGGUAUACUAAAGUGAAUUUCCCAUGUGUAAAUCGAACUUCAGCUUCUCAUGCCACAAAAACGGCCAGAUAUACCGACGCGACGACACAGCGAAACUUAAUAUGUCAAUAGAUACUCAAUUGCAGACCCAACCAGUGCACGAUCUGUAACAGCAUGAAGUGACCAAAUAGACUUAGGUCAUUCCGGGAGUUGCGUGCAGCCAAAAGUCGAUCGAGCACACCUUCAUCAGAAGAACUGGCCCGCCAUUGUCUUCUUCCAACAAAUUCUUCGUUAUGGCGUAGAGACCUGCAAAAUUCACGGAUUCAUUUCGUGAUAUGUUAUAAUACAAAUAAUUAUACCUUAGCGCUGCUUUUACCACUGGUUCACUGUUAAUAUGGAGUAAUGAGGGCCAAUUAGAAACCCUCGCUCAAAGAAGUGUCGAAUCACAGACACUCAGUCGAGACGACUCACAAGUCAGCAACCAAUGAACAGGUGGUAUUUGCCCGAGUGUGUAGAGUGUAGUAGAGUCUAUCCUGGAGGUCACUGAACCCGCGAAUUUUGCAGGUCUCUAGUUAUGGGACUAGGCCGUGUAAAACACACUGGCUGUUUUGGGAAGUCCCUAAGUUGUGGUUGGAACUGCCCGCACCGCUGAAGAGAAGUCUACACUACAUCUAUGAGCCACUAUACAUUUUUGGACAGCUUCAAUCCACAAGUACCAUUCAAUGUUUUCUCUCUUUUCGUUCAUAGAUUGUAUUUUACCGAUAAAGAAAAUAACUUUAAUAAUUUUAAAAUUGUUUCCCUCACACGAAAAUUAACCUACUGUGGAAAGCAUGGAAACUUGCAUUAAUUUUGAAUAAAGGUUGUAAAGAAGAGUUAGGUUGGCAAUAUGAAUCCCAGAUGGUGAUAAGACUGUCAAAAAUCCUAAGUUCAGCUUGAAACAGUUUGAUAUGGACACUAACUACAGUACUUUUCUUUCUCAGAAGGGCUACCGAGACCAGACAUUUUCUCUCUGCAAUAUCAAGGAAGAAACGACCAAGUCUAUGAAGACAGUUACGAUCUACGUGUUUGCACACUGCCGCGUGUACCAGCCUGUGUGGGAAAUUACCGCAGAAUUGGGAGAGCGUGGGGCAGGUCUAAACCCAGUCAAACUUUUAUUCUUUAUUUCAACAGGAGUGCGAAGAAUUCUUCGGAAAAUAUGAGCAUAAAUUGAAAAAUAUAAUUAUUUUAUGAUCUCUUUGAAUGAAUAACUAUGGUUGUUACAAAAACAGCAAUGUUAUAUUAUUGAGAAAACUGAAUAUUUACGUCUAUAUUUUCCCUAGUUUCAUCUGCUUUGAAGAAUUUUCCUCACUUUUGACUAUGCUUUGAGGACCCAAAAACAAUAACUUAUACAUAAAAAAAUUCUAUCAAUUGCAUAAAUUGUUUAUGAUAAAAAAAAUUAUUUGCUGUCAUACAAAAAUUAUAUAUUUAUAAAUUUAUUUUUGUUGGCAGUUUCUGAAAGUGAACUAUUUACUUACAUGUUCUUUGUGUUGCCUGUUUUUUACCAUUGUAAAUUAAUUACUGAUAUUAUAUUUCUUAAGGAGAAACAUUUAUCUUUGGAAGAGCGCGCAGUAUAUUACUGAGUGAGAAUUUUUUUUAAUGGAAUGGUUCAUGUUAAGACGUUAUGUUGUCAUAGUAUUACAUGUGAUUGCUUAUUAAAUGCACUGUAUUUCAGUUAUAGUAAUGUAAUGUAUUUUAUUGUGCAAAGUUUUUAAUUAUGCUGUUAACUUUGUCUUUUUAAUACUCAAUAUUUUAUACGUGUACUUAUAAAGGAAAUUUUUUUUCUGUUUGGUGUUGUUUAUGUAGCUCAUGAAUGUAUGUGUAUGAGCUAGAACAUGGUUGUGAGAUAAGAAAUCAUCGUUAACAAUACAAAACUGUUGUCUAGCAGUCUAGUUAUUUUUAACACUAUUUACUUGGUUAUGUAGAGAAAUAACUUUUUCACUACUAUUAAAAUUCUGUUCAAUCUAAAGUGAUUCCAAUAUUGAAAAUAAUCAUAAAAAAAUUUUAUUCUUUACUUUUUUGAUAUAAAAUAAAACUACUAGAAUUGAGUUGUCUAAACAGCUGAAAAACGUGAAUUUUGAGAAAACUCUAUGGAAAUUGAUUAAAAAUGCCUAACAGUAUUACAACAAAGAUAUGAACAAAUCAAUUUGUAAAAUUUGUAAUGUAAAAUGCAAUAAUUGUGUCACAUUAUUAUAAGUUUAUUAUUUAAACAGUUUUUUUUAAUUAAAGUAAGAUGAUGUAGUAUUAUUAUGGUGCAAUAAAAUGAAAGUUACAUGAGACUUUUAACUUACUCAUAUAUUGAAAGCAAUUCGAGUGACUCGCAUUCAAUUCUAAGAAAACGAUUUUGUUACUCUCCAUAGGUAAUACAUUAAUAUUGUUAAGAAAAUAUUUCCUUUCGCAGUAAAUGCUUAUAAUUUCUAAUGCAAACAAAUAAAUUUAUCAUAUUCUUUGGAAAAAAAAUAUUCAUAACCGUUAUGUGUGAGUUUAAAAGCAGUUAUUAAUUACACGUAACAAGCACAAGUAUAGUUUAAACUGGGUUCCAUUAUUUUGGGAACUAUUUCAUUAAUCGCCUAUUAUAAAGUACUAUAUUUUAACUUUGUAGAAGGCAAUUAUUUAACAAAGACACACAUUUCAUGACUAGUUAAAAGCAGCGGUGACCUUUAAUUUCAAAAUUGUCCAAACUUGAUCAAAUAUUCCCAAUAUUUCGUAUAUUUAUGGUUAUAGAGAAUUUAAAAAAAAAGAGGUUUUUUUAACAUUUUCAAAAAUGUAUAGGCCUAUGUGAGAAACAUAUUUUUGGAUGAUGGUAUUUGCAUUCGAGCGUUCAACAAACUCCCGCGUUUCAGUGGAAACUUUCUUACCUCUGUCCUAGAGUGCAGCAAACACUUCAGUUUCACGCGAUGGUGACGAGAGAAGACUUGAGUCGUGUUCGGCAAUAGCGCGUUGCUAUGCGAUGCGAUGCCAUACAGCCAGAGCUAUGGCGCACGCGACGUGCAAGACAUUUUUGCGAGCGUCACGUCCAUACGACGGGUAGCAGAAAAAUUGUAGGUUAAUUUUUUUCCCCUUGAAAAUGUUACACAUGAGGUUGAUUACAAUAAAUGAGGUUAUGUAACAAAUUGUAGAAAUACAGAUUGUAUUCCGACAGUAACACUUCAAUGCGCCGUUGUGAAUUUCACUUAAAAGGUGUUUGAAAAUCUUGGUGCAAGAAGCAUUUGCAGGAAUGGUGAUAGGCCAAUACCUAGCUCCCGUCUGUCAUCAUAACAGAAAUAUGACCUUGAAACUUUUUUUCUUCAAAAAAUAUACAAAAGAAAGCAUUACAAGUACAAUGUGUAUAAGUCACGUCAAACUAAUGACAUCUUAAGUACCAAAAUAUGGCAUAAAUUAUUUCAAGUUAAUUAACCCACCUACGUAGGCACACAUGCGUUGUGCGCAGGUUCUGGUAAAACCACGCAUUUUGAAAACCGCUCAAGAUAUCCAAGUGAUGUAUGUUUAACAAAACUUUUAAGAAUAUGCUGAAGGCAUAUGCACAGUAUUGUUUUCGGAUUUCGUCUUUAAACUUUUUUUUUUUUUUUUUUUAGAAGAGUGAAAAUGGCUAAAACGCAUGUUUUCAGAAUAACAUUUUUAUUUUUUGGCAUGAAACUCCCGGUGUAGAUUUUUGAAAGCACUCAAGGUACGUGGAUUACGCCUUUAUCUUAAUUUCUGAGCCAUAUAAUGUUAUGGCCACCACUCAAAUAUCAUAGUUGCCCUUUUCACGACGAGAAUACUACUUGUUAGUCCACAGCUUUGCGCUUAGAAGCUAUACCGAGCUAGUAGCACCAGCGAAUGUCGCACUUAUCAUCCCCAUUCACUAGGCGGGCCUCCUAAUUAGUUAAGUAACGAGAGUGUUUUUUUUUACGAAAUUGAUUUAUUUUAAAUAAACAAAUUUUUGAGUUAAAAUAUUUAAAUUAAAAUCAAAACUAGGUCCUACAAGCUGGGUGUGUACACAAAUAAUUCGUAUCUUAAAGAAUAUAAGUAUGCAAUUCUAGGGACUCUUUGAUGUCUUUAAAGCGCCGAACUUUAGAUCCUUGACACAUUAACGUACUCUAAAAUUAUUUUCCACGAUCACUAGAGCAUGCUCAUUUCUUGUCCUCUUGUGCUACAUGUAUGCUAGAUUUUGUUUAUUUUUGCAUUUGUACUUUAGAAAAUAAAAAAUGAAUCGCUCCUCUUGAGUUUCCUAUUCUAUGCUUUAGAAAAUUAUUCCUCAAAUAUAUUUACAAUGGCAUUGUUGGAAAUUAAACUCUUCUCUUCAAAAUAUAAUAUUGUCAGAUCGGUGUGUUUAAAUUUAAAAAAAAAAAAAUCACUGAGAAUGACUGAUUGGAAUAGAAUGUAGUGAUAAUUGAUUUUUUUGUAUACAACUGUAAAACGAUUCACUAUGUGAGAUACACGACGUUAAGAAAACACUUUUAAGGGUAACAAUUAAAAAUUUUUUUUUAUUUAGUAAAACUAUUUCCCCUGCCACCAAAAUCGUAGUGAUAUAAAAAUUGUAAGAAACACAAAAUCUGAAUUGUUUACUAAAAAGUCAUAAAUAUAUUUAAUUUGUAUUUCAUAAUUAUUGUUACAAGUGCAAAAUCACAACAUUAUACCACCGAAGGAAUACAUUUAUAUUUAUAUGACUGGUGCAUACCUACACAUAGAUAUACUCAUAUGUCUAGUAGUGAGUAUGUUGCAUACACUGGGGUAUACUAGAAUUUAGUGACUGACAUUUCUGCACUAGAAGGUUUUUUUGGUAGUAUUUAAGGCCUUUUUACAGGUGAAUGCAUUCUACUGAUCUAAGAUGGAAAAAAAACCAUGAUCAGUUGGCACACAUUUCGUUUUAUUUGCUAGUGCAAAUUGUAUGUUCAUAAAAAGUUUCAACAUUAUAGGUUCAUGUCUUGUAACUGUAACGCUUAUUCUUUAUGAAAAAUGGAUCACAACUAAGUUAUAGCGAGUCCGAUAACAAAAUUUAACCAUGUUUUUAAAAGUAGUUCUUUGCAUUGGUUCUCCUUGAACGUUUAGGUUAGAUGGUGCAGUAUGUGGGACAGAUGGUGCAGAGAUUAAUAUUUAUCAAAAAAUAUAAUUAUAUCUUAUCACAUUACAUACAAAUACUUUUCCUUUGCUUAAAAUAGGACAAAAGUGUCAGAAUUAAGUUACCUAAUAUAUUUCUAGAAAAUAAUUCCAAAAAUAACUUGGAUAAAGAACUAGAAAAAAAGUAAAUAUUUUCCUACUUACAUACAAACAAUAUUUUGCUUGUACUUAGCAACUUUUCGGUGUGAUGUAGGCAACAGAGUUACAUGAAAUGAACAAAACCAAAAAUGUUCUGUCUUUAGAUAUUUUGACCAUACUAUAGCAUAAAUGUACUUUUAAACAGGUAUCUUUUGAUUUCCUCCUCACUUCAUCCAUACCAAAAAUGUUGCAGUUAUUCACAGACACAUUAAAUGUCUCGUGCAACCACUUUCCGAUCUUUCAUAACACUUAAUGCAUUAAUCUUUCUCACUGUGCAAGAAAAUAGAUUUUCCAGCAGUCUGCUCAAUCAUUUGUGUCACUACUAUUGAAAAGUGUCAUUUUAUAAGCUCUAUGUUCUUUCAUUGCCUUGUCUCAAAAUAUUUUUCUUCUUUGCAGUAUUUCCAUUGCCUCUUGCUGCUUCCAUUUUGGGGAAUUAAUUGAUUUUGUUGAAGACUUCAUGGUUGGUAGAAGGUUUACUCUAAUAUUUUGAUGUGUAUAAGUCGGGGGUGUUGGCUGAUGCAAAAGACAUGUGUGUGGAUGCUAAAAACAGAUACUGGUAAAUCUGGUACUGAUGAGGAAUCAUGCUGGGUUGUUUUAGGAAGACUUUUAAGUUUUCAUAGUAUCUGAAAUGACACUGGGUUUGAAAGGAUGUUUUCCGAAAACUCGGAAACCACGAGCAUUCUUAUCUAUUAAUGUUGCUUUGUUUCGUGCUUUUCCCAAUAAUUGAUCAACUCUGGGUUCAUCGAUCCCCUCUUCAACUUUUUUUUGUUUCAUUACAACCUGUGUUACUUAUUAGUUAUAUUUUUCAGUAGACAAAAAAUCACAAGCCCAAUGUAUGCAAGGCAUGCGUUAAGUGACUUGGUAGACCAAGCAAUACCGCUUUAUUCUGAUCAGCCAGUUCAAUUUCAGUGAGAGAAAUGACCAUCUUAAAUCCGUAGGUUGAAACCAGAAGGUAUCUUUGGAUGACCCCAGGUAGGCUGUUUUGGUUUUCAUAUGCCUAAAUUUAGAACUCGGAGAAAGUCCAUUAGUGAACUACAUUUUCUUAAACACUCCAUUGAGUGCAGGUAGUAACAUACACUCUCUGAAUUAUUACAUGUUACAAUAGUGAUAAGCUCGCCUUUUUUCCCCAGAUGUCACAGUAAAAAUACAUUUUUGAGCCCUUAGCAGUCAAAAUAUGUCCGGUUUAUUAAUCAUUUGGACGCCAGACCCAUCCAUAUUAAAGAUAUUUCCAUACUUAUCAUUAAGUUGCACUUGCUCGUGGUUCCCUGAAACAACUCCCAAUAACCAUCAGCCAAUCACAGCAGAGCACCAGCGCCCUUGCGACAGACCUACCACGCGACUGCCUCAAUCUGUGGUCUAGAUUUCGCAACCUGAAUGAUUCGAACAAUAACGUAUUGUUAAAAUCUUUCAGCGAAAUAACGUAAGUUUAAGAACAACAUUUGAAACAGAAAAAAGUUGCUUCGUCUUUUCCUGAAACUAGGUGCGCUGUCUGUAACUAUAUUUCGGUUGAAAUGGUUCAUUGAGUUGCUCGUAGCGCAAGAUAACAAACAUAGAUAAUAACACACCCAGCAGUCCCUUUUGAUAUAAAUGAAACUGACUAUGUUGUUUUCAUCAUCGUAUAUGGCAGUACGUUCGAUAAUUAAGCGCUCAUAAAAUAUUUUAAUGAAAAAUCAAGUUUUAGGGUACUUGCAAAAAAUAUUCAGUAUAGUCGCAGAUGGGAGCGACUUAAGGCGGAUUUAGCACCACUACGUUCAAGCUGUAUACCUAACGAACACUCGCAACGCAUUUACAGUGACAUCUAGUGAAUAACAAAAGAACCAUAAGAAAUGCGCCUUCCCAACCGGCACAAUCACACGCUGGUUUACUCCACACAUUUUUUUUUUUUGUAAGUUAUUACGUAUGAUGCACGGUUUAUUGCAAGAGCAUACCAUUUGGCUAUUUGUUUUUUGUUCGAGGAUACUUCUUUGAUGUAAGCAACGGGAAUCAACAGCGUAUAAAUUCUUUUGAUUUUUUUCUCGCUAGUAUGUACUUAAUAAUACUACAGUGAAAGAAGUUAAUGAAUUGAAUAAUAUUGUUUGCAUGUACACAUGUUUCUAAAAUUAUGUUAUUUUUGUGUGUUGUAGAUCGAUUUUUAAAGUGAACUCUUUAUUGUGUUGAUAUUCAAAUACUUCAGUGGACUCUGAAGAUUUGGAAGACUAAGACAGGAACCUAAAGACAAUAAUGUAUCUAAAUGUUCUAAUAAUUUACUCUGAUAUUGAGUUGAAUUCAAAGUAAAGAGUAAGAAAUUGUUAAUGUUUGAAUAAAUUUAGCAGAACUGUUCUGAAUAGUUCGUGUCAUACAAAUUGCAAUUGGAACAGUAUUUUUGCAGAUGUAUAAAAAUAAUAUCUAGGCAAGCAAAUGAACUUAAGAAACAGAAAAUUUAAUUCUGGCCAAAGAAGUAACCAGAUAAUCUUUCAUCAGUGUGUGAAAAAUGCAUAGUUGAACUAACUGUUUUUUGGUAAAAAACUAAAUAUUUAUCUAUAUAAAUAUUGCAUCUUGCUGGUACAAUCAACUUGAGCGCAACAUGUUUACCUACAUUAAGAUUAAAGUUCUUUGAAUGUUUGUAUGGUUACGUGUAUUCUAACCAUAAAAAAAUACAAUUUUUAAAUAUUUUUUUUGCUUUGUAGACUUAAUAAAGGUUAUCUGAUAAUCUUGCAGCAGAAUAUCUCAAGUUCAUAUUUACUUGCUAUUUAGUCUUUGGGUUUGAACUAAUAUAAAAUAUAUUAUGAUGUUUAAUUUAAAAUACUCUUUUGAUAUUAUUUUCAAUCAUAGACAAACAUUUUAAAAGGAAGUAAAAAAAAUAAUUACUACAUUAUAGUCAUGGAUAUUUUUUAUAUAGUAGGUUAUUUACAUAGACAGGAAGUCUUAAUUUUUUUAACAGUUUGUUAACAAAUGUAAUCAUAUUUUAUUUCUUUUAUGUGUUAAUCUUUAUUUGAUACAAUUUAUUUAUCUUGGAUGUACAAUGUUAUUCGUUAAGAACUUUCCGCGUUUAUGCAUAUAAACAUACCCAUGUAUAUUAUGAAAUCAAUUCAUUAUACACAUCUGUUGGUUGUAUAUUGAAACAUAUUUCUUUAGUCUUUCAUAUAUUUUUCCAGUCAAUAAUAUGAAAAGUUUGUAGAAUAUAUUUACCGUAUUCUUGAAAAAUUACGUCCAGACUAUUCAAAAUAAAUGACUGCGUACUGCUGCGAAGUUACUCAGAAAUAUUUUUAUGUGUUUGGGGCAGGAUUUAAUUUUAUAAAAUAGUAUUAUGAUGGUAAAAAAGUAAUUUAUUAUGCUGAGUACAAGCCCAUGAAUAAUGCAGCCAAAAUUUUCUCUAUCAAUAAUAGAAUAAAAUCCUAAGUGUAACUAAGCGUACUGAAUAAACUGAAAUGGUGUAAAAUGUUUUAAGGAGGCAGGUAGCUAAUUACAAUUAGCUGCCACCCCGUGUUCGCAUUUUCGUGCUUCAAGCUGCCAUUGGUGAUUUGCAAUGUGUGUUCCUGAGAAACCAUUAUCCUGUCAUGCACGGGGCCACAUAAACAUUCAGUUUAGGGUUUCCGAAAAUGAUACCCCGACUGCAAUGUGGUGACGAACACACACCUUGAUUGCUAGAUAUCGGGCUCCAUCGAAAAGCAGUACCUUUAUUAGCCAUAGAGCAUGCAACGGGCUGAUAAUCGUGUCUGAUUUAGGCUUUAAGCACAGAGAAGCUUCCACUUAAGUAGAACUUGAUUUGAGCUCGACCUCAGAUUCGAUGAUAAUUUUAAUGAUACUUUUUGUUAGUUGCUGGCGUUAAAUUUUAAAUUUUUUCAAUAAAAAACCUGCCUCCUAGAAUUUUUUAAUAUUUUUAUAACGUUUGUUUUCAAUGGAGAAUCUCUUCUAUGUUGAAAACGAAUAUAUUCAACUGUAUUCAGGGACUUGAUCAAAUCAUACCUUGGAUAACGUAAAAUAAAUUCAAUACAUUCUUAGUGUGUAGACGUAUAAAUUUAAUGUAAUUUUAUAAUUUUCAUUUUAAAUACAUUAUAAUUUAAAACUAAGGUAUUACAAACUUGUGUUGUUUAAAGCAUGGCGCUACAGGGAAAUGUAAAAGUGUUUCACAAAAUAAGACCAAAGCAUAUAAAAUAACAAACCAGUUAAGGAUUUUAGUUUGUCAGUAAACAGGAAAAUUAUUUAUAAUCAUACUCUCAUUUCAGUUAAUUUUCUUAUUCGUAACUGACGGAACUGCACUGUGUAGUGUUAACAGCAAACACUUUUCCGGUGGAAGAAAGAAUUUAAUUUCAAGUCUGAAGUAUAAUACAGCAUGAACUCAUUCGUAUAAUUAUAGUGUGUAGAAAAAAAUGAAGAUUAUAGAACCAUUUAACUAUUCCUUAAGUUGAAAUACGUGUGUUUGAGACUUGUUUAGUAAUUAUUUAUUUUUAAUUCUCAGAAUAUUGUGUUACAUAUAAUUACUGUCGGGAUAGUGUCUGACCACUUCACCUUACAGUUAUUUUCAGUGAGUUCCUCUCGAUGAUAUUUCUUCUGUGGUUUAAUUUACAGUGUGUGAUACUCCAUGAAGAUGAAACAUUAUUUAAAUUUUUUCAUCUAAAUAAAUAUUAAAAAUUUUAUUGUAUUUUAAAUUGAACUGUAAUAUAUUAUUGUUCAAACAAUUGUAAUAUGUAUGCAGUAUUGAAUUAGCUCAUACAUCCAUACAUUAAAACUGUACAUAUUAAAACAAAAUUUACUGUGUAACAAUUGAAAAUGUUUAAUUUGUAGAUAAUUGUUUGUUAUUUGUGAGUUUAAUAUCGUGAGCUUAAAAAUGUAUUAAAUAUGCGAAAAUAUGCUUAUCACUUAAAAACCAAAGAAUUCUUAAAGAUGUGUGUUUUUUACACAAUGGAAGAUUAUAUGUAGCAAUAUGAUGUCUUGCAGACAUAAAAUUCCAGCAUAUUAAAUAAAUACGAUGUAAUUUUUUUGUAUA
This is a messenger RNA of Bacillus rossius redtenbacheri, 14019 nucleotides long. RefSeq lists its product as uncharacterized. NCBI's taxonomy places the organism in Eukaryota, Metazoa, Arthropoda, Insecta, Phasmatodea, Bacillidae. Gene Ontology annotation, molecular function: RNA polymerase II cis-regulatory region sequence-specific DNA binding; DNA-binding transcription factor activity, RNA polymerase II-specific. The record is from RefSeq and is a predicted model, not a curated record. The transcript has 13 exons. Gene Ontology annotation, biological process: regulation of transcription by RNA polymerase II; chromatin remodeling. The coding region runs from base 89 to 2467 and encodes 792 amino acids.